AUGCCUUUCUCAUUCCCAAAACUCCCAUUAGUGGUCCAACUCGAAGUGCUAAAGCUACUUGAACUCGAAGAAGUAUUCUUGCUCAGUUUAUGCUCAGAAAAAAUGAAAAUAGUGGUUCAGUGUCUCAACAUGAAGCCAACGAACUUAAUGUAUUUAUUUUGGGAGAAUCAAGUUGUAGCAGUAGCGAAAAAUGAAUAUGAGGAAAACGAUAUUUGCCAUCCGAUUGCACACUUGGAGUUUGUUCCAGCCAUCCCUACUGAUGAGAUGAAACCGAUGAAGUUAGGAGGGAACACAAUUAGUUGCAGGUGCAUCGCAAAAGCUGUUGAAAAUAAAUUUUCCCACUCAUUACACUAUCUUGCACUAGAAGAAAUUAAUGUUCUUGAAUCCCUCCAACGACAUAUAAAAGACCUGUUUCGAUUCAAGCCUCGUGUUCAACUGGAGUUCACUUCCCUUCGUUAUAUAAACAUGUCUCGUAUCAUCGAUGACGUCACCGACACUACUUUUGAUGUAGAAGAAUUGGAUACAGAGCAACUUGAGAACUAUCUAACUAUUCAUCCAGGGCAGGAUAGUCUUGUACUGGGGACAAAACUCACUGGACCACUGUUGAAAAGCGACUCGAAAUUGUGUUCCAUCAAAGGGUUAGGAGUUCAUGGAACACGAGAUAGAGGUGUAGUAGAUCCAAUUGAGGCUCAUCAAAACCCCCGCUCACAAUUUUCGGAAAUUAUUAACAAUUUCGGUGGAGAAUAUAUUUUCUUUCUCCAUGUUGUCCAUAAUGAAAAGGAUUGGACGCAACUAAUCCGGAGAUGGAAAAGCAAGGAGGCAUACCAAAAAUUGAAACAUGUUGCCUUAACGACACCCAGGGGAGUCUCUUUAACAUUUGAGCAUACUAUGCGGCAAUUUGAUUUCGUUGAGUGGGAUGGGCAGCGGAGACCGCGGACAGUCAAGUUGGAUCCAAAAAUUGUCAAUCUCCAAUUAAACUCUUCUGAAGAUAUUGACUGCUCCGAGUGGAUGGACAUCCAACAGGACGGGGGCGGCAAAUGGGCUUCUAUUAUAUCGUCAGAGACUGAUAUCAGGUUUCUUGUCUGGGACUGA
Molecule: messenger RNA, 1092 nt
Organism: Caenorhabditis remanei
Lineage: Eukaryota; Metazoa; Nematoda; Chromadorea; Rhabditida; Rhabditidae
Exons: 3
Coding region: 1-1092 (363 amino acids)
Biological process (GO): embryo development
Molecular function (GO): protein binding
Source: RefSeq, a predicted model, not a curated record